Molecule: messenger RNA, 9448 nt
Organism: Ictalurus punctatus (channel catfish)
Lineage: Eukaryota; Metazoa; Chordata; Actinopteri; Siluriformes; Ictaluridae
Product: mucin-2
Exons: 42
Coding region: 20-8956 (2978 amino acids)
Cellular component (GO): extracellular matrix
Molecular function (GO): protein binding
Source: RefSeq, a predicted model, not a curated record
GGGUCUGGCUAUAAAAUGCAUGGCAGUAAGGCGUCCUUUUACACUCUGUAUGCCGGUUUUAUGUUCACAGGGUCAGAACAUGGCUCAGAAUAGUAUAGUUUUAGUCAUUUUAGUGUUUUUUUCAGGUCAGUUUGGCUCUGUCUCAACCCAAAGCUCAAAUGUGUGCAAGACCUUUGGCAGUGGGAUCAUGCAGACUUUCAAUGGGACCAGGUUCCAUGUGAAAUCCACAUGUCCUGUAACACUGACACACUUCUCUCAUGCUGGAGUAGACUGUUUUAUCUCUGUGCAGCGUGAUCCAACUGGUUUCAUGAAGAGAGUCGAGAUUAUCGUGAAUAAAGUUGCUACCAUCAUUCAGGAUGGCACACUGACUGUGGAAGGAAACAGCAUCUCUCUGCCCUAUGACCACACUUAUCAGAGUGUGUAUACAUUUGGCAUUUAUACCAAGCUUAGAAGCAAAGUUCUACCUCUUUCUGUCAUAUGGUACAGUUUUCCUGAUGGUGUUAGUUCACUUUCGGUGCAGCUGGACCGGCCCUUACUGGAUGGGAUGACUGGGAUGUGUGGGGGACUAAAUAGUUCAGAUAAUCAAGCACAGCUUCUUGAUAAAAAUGUCAUCCGUGAUGGGAUAUGUGUGAUUGGUGAUUCCCAACCAGUAGACGAUAAGAUUUGCAAUGAGUUUAAAUCCUGGGCCAGAGAGUGCCUGGGCAGCAAUCUUAAGAUUUUUGGGACGCUCUGCAAGCAAAACAUGUAUACUAACAUCCAUGAGUCUGUAAAGUGUUCUUUCUAUGAAGAAUUCAUUCGCCUAUGUAAUGGCUCAGCCACCCUGCAAUCAAAAUUACAAAGCAUAACUUCAUGUGGGGACCAUCAAUGUCCUGGAGAUCUGCAGUUUAAAUCUCAAGGGGCUGCUUUUCCUCCCACCUGCUCCAACCCCCAGCUUCAGACAGAAUUUCUUACCAGCACUUGUCUUCCUCCAGAAGGUUUGGUCCUGAAUGAUCGAGCUGAAGGCUACCACAGUAUUAAGGUGGAGGACUGUCCGUGUGUACACAGGGAAAUAACUUAUACCCCAGGGCAAAGGCGCAGCUCAAAGUGCCAAACUUGUGAAUGCAUCAAAGGAAACUGGAAUUGUUCAUCUAACACCUGUGUUCCUCCGUGUGUCAUUGAAGGCUGGUUUGUCACUACCUUUGAUGGUAAACAAUAUUCUCUGCCCGGAAAAUGUACAUAUGUGGUUGCAAUGGGACUCAACUGGACUGUGACCAUCAAAUUUUCUGAUAUGACUAUAGAAGAAAUGUACCUUGAUGUGUAUCAGGAACGAUACACCUUCUCCUUAAACAGAGUUCAACUAGGGGAAAAUGAUAUCACUGUCACAGAUCUGUCACAAACUGAAUAUGUCACUAUCUACUGGCAGUCUUCGAUGUUUGUUAAAGUCCAGACAACGUUUGGAAUGAAGAUGCAAGUACAAGUUUCUCCAGAAGUUCAAAUGUACAUGUAUUUGCGACAAAGUGUAAUGACCUCAGGCCUUUGUGGAUCAUACAACAACAACACAGAAGAUGACUUCACUACGAGCAGUGGUAUUGUGGAAAACUCAGCUCAGCCUUUUGCUCUAUCAUGGACGCUGGGGGACUGCACAAAUAUCCCCCGUGUCUGCAUCAACACUGACAAUGAGUUAUUUGCUGAAGAUAAGUGCAGCCAGCUGAGAAACAUAAGUGGUGUGUUUGCCCAGUGCCAUGACUAUGUGCCGGUUAACCCUUAUUAUGACGCCUGCGUUCAGAGAACCUGCCAGGCUACUUCUGGCUUACAGGAGCGUGCGUGUGUUGGUCUGGGAAACUACGCUAAAGCCUGUGCCAGUCAGGGAAUCAACAUUGGUGACUGGAGAACAGAAACAGACUGCACUCAUCCCUGCUACAGUAAUCUGAUAUUUGAUUACGCCAUGCAGGCAUGCAAUCAUACAUGCCGCUCAUUGUCUAGCCCUGACCCGACCUGUGACAUGUCAGAUGACCCAGUGGAGGGCUGCGGAUGCCCAUCUGGCACUCACCUCAACACACCACUCAAGUGCAGCCCUCGUGCCCUCUGCGAUUGCAACUACCCAGGUGGAACAUCACCUCCAGGGCCCGUGGUUAUUGAUGGAUACCAAUGCAUAUGUGAAAAUGGAAAUCUCCAGUGUUCAGAAGUUUGUGACUGUCCACAUGGACAAAUAUGUGUCCAUUGUGCACGAGAACCAGUAAACACAGCACAAAGGACAUGUGAGAGCCUGAGCAAGCCUUCUAGGACUGAUGAGACAUGCAUCAGUGGCUGUUACUGUCCAGAGGACCAGUAUGCAGACCAUACAGGCAACUGUGUGACUCAGGAGAAUUGCACAUGUGAAUUCAGUGGGAUGGUUUAUGAAUCUGGGCAGAGUGUGGAGUCAAACUGUAAAAUAUGCACUUGUGGAGGAGGCCAGUGGGAUUGUCAAGGGGAUCCAUGCCCAGGAGUGUGUGAAGUGUUUGGCAAUGGACAAUAUAAGACAUUUGAUUCCAAAUGGUAUCGCUUCGAUGGCCACUGUCAGUACACUCUAGUUGAGGACAUCUAUGGGCAGUUUUCCAUUAAAGCAGAGAGUGUGCCUUGUUGUGAUGAACUUCUGACCUGCUCCCGCUCCAUCUCAGUGACACUCAAGAAUGAAGUGACUUUGAUCCUCCGUGAUAUGAAUGUAACCGAGAAGCUUCUGGAUGGGUGGCACUUCAGAGCUAAGUCACUGUACUCUAUCCAUACUGUGGGCCUGUAUAUCAUCAUCUCUGUGCCUGAACUGGGCCUCAAUGUGAUUUGGGACAAGCAAACCAAAGUCAAAAUUGAGCUGCAGGUCUCAUGGAAUGGUAAAGUGCGGGGCCUGUGUGGUGACUUUGAUGGGAAGUUAAUGAAUGACAUGCUGACGAGCAGCUCCACUGUAGUGGCCAGCACACUGGAUUUUGGGAACAGCUGGAAGACAGCCGUGCCCCCCUGUUCAGAUGUGACCCAGGAAUUGUUUCCCUGUGAACACCACUCAUACUGCGCUGCUUGGGCGCAGAGACGCUGCAUGAUUCUACACAGUGACACGUUUAAAGCCUGCCACCUAAAGGUUGAUCCAGCACCUUAUUACCAGGCCUGUAUUCUGGAGUCAUGCUCUUGUGAUUUUGAGGGCAAGUUCCUGGGAUUCUGCACAGCUGUGGCAUCAUACGCUGAUGCCUGCACAACCCAAAAUAUCUGUAUCAAAUGGAGGACUCCUGACUUGUGCCCGGUCUAUUGUGACUAUUACAAUGAAGAGGGUCAGUAUAACUGGCAUUAUGAAGCAUGUCCUCAACAGAUCAAGACUUGUGGGAAAAACAACAAAUUCUCUGGAGAGCUUGAAGGUUGUUACCCACGGUGCCCUGCUGAGAUGCCAUAUUAUGAUGAGAACAGAAGAAUAUGUUCCAGUUUGGACAGCUGCACUUGUUACUUCAACAACACUGUGGUUGGACCUGGUGCUAAAGUGACUACACCUAGUGAAUGCUGUGAUUGCAUUGGUGGGCAAAUGAUUUGCGAAAUUUGUAAAACAACACCCAAAAUGACACCAGAAAUCACCCCGCUAACAACUAUUACAACAGAGGCAACUGUAACCACCACAACAAUAUUAACCACAACUGGACCUACAACUCCAACUACACUAAUUACAACUACACCAGAGACACCUGUAACAACCUCUACCUUUUCAACUCCAACUACAACAGAGACAACAGUAAUCACACCAACUACAGAAACCACAACUGAAGAACCUACAUCAACUUCUACACCAGGAACCACCACUACAAAAACAACUGAGGAACCUACAACUACAACCCCACUUACAAUUAUAACAGAGACAACACUGACCACCAAAACAUCAACCCCAGAAAUCUCAACUGAUGAACUUGAAACUACAACUCCACUAACUACAACUACAAUGCCAUUAACUACAAGUACAACAGAGACACCCAUAACCACAAUUGUGUACACAACAGAAACAACAGCACCAAACAUAGAAACUGGGACCACGUCCACCCACUCUAGUCCAGAUUUUCAAGUGUCAACCUUCACAAGUACUACAUCAGGCACCACCACUACAAAAACAACUGAGGUACCUACAACUACAACCCCACUUACAACAAUUACAACAGAGACACCACUGACCACCAAAACAUCAAGCCCAGAAAUCUCAACUGAUGAACCUGAAACUACAACUCCACUAACUACAACUACAAUGCCACUAACUACAAGUACAACAGAGACACCCAUAACUACAGUUGUGUAUACAACAGAAACAACAGCACCAAACAUAGAAACUGGGACCACAUCCACUCACUCCAGUCCAGAUUUUCAAGUGUCAACCUUCACAAGUACUACAUCAGGAACCACCACUACAAAAACAACUGAGGAACCUACAACUACAACCCCACUUACAACAAUUACAACAGAGACACCACUGACCACCAAAACAUCAAGCCCAGAAAUCUCAACUGAUGAACCUGAAACUACAACUCCACUAACUACAACUACAAUGCCACUAACUACAAGUACAACAGAGACACCCAUAACCACAGUUGUGUACACAACAGAAACAACAGCACCAAACAUAGAAACUGGGACCACGUCCACCCACUCUAGUCCAGAUUUUCAAGUUUCAACCUUCACAAGUACUACAUCAGGAACCACCACUACAAAAACAACUGAGGAACCUACAACUACAACCCCACUUACAACAAUUACAACAGAGACACCACUGACCACCAAAACAUCAAGCCCAGAAAUCUCAACUGAUGAACCUGAAACUACAACUCCACUAACUACAACUACAAUGCCACUAACUACAAGUACAACAGAGACACCCAUAACUACAGUUGUGUAUACAACAGAAACAACAGCACCAAACAUAGAAACUGGGACCACAUCCACUCACUCCAGUCCAGAUUUUCAAGUGUCAACCUUCACAAGUACUACAUCAGGAACCACCACUACAAAAACAACUGAGGAACCUACAACUACAACCCCACUUACAACAAUUACAACAGAGACACCACUGACCACCAAAACAUCAAGCCCAGAAAUCUCAACUGAUGAACCUGAAACUACAACUCCACUAACUACAACUACAAUGCCACUAACUACAAGUACAACAGAGACACUUAUAACCACAGUUGUGUACACAACAGAAACAACAGCACCAAACAUAGAAACUGGGACCAUGUCCACCCACUCUAGUCCAGAUUUUCAAGUAUCAACCUUCACAAGUACUACAUCAGGAACCACCACUACAAAAACAACUGAGGAACCUACUACAACCCCACUUACAACAAUUACAACAGAGACACCACUGACCACCAAAACAUCAAGCCCAGAAAUCUCAACUGAUGAACCUGAAACUACAACUCCACUAACUACAACUACAAUGCCACUAACUACAAGUACAACAGAGACACUUAUAACCACAGUUGUGUACACAACAGAAACAACAGCACCAUAUAUAGAAACUGGGACCUCGUCCACCCACUCUAGUCCAGAUUUUCAAGUGUCAACCUUCACAAGUACUACAUCAGGAACCACCACUGCAAAAACAACUGAGGAACCUACAACUACAACCCCACUUGCAACAAUUACAACAGAGACACCACUGACCACCAAAACAUCAAGCCCAGAAAUCUCAACUGAUGAACCUGAAACUACAACUCCACUAACUACAACUACAAUGCCACUAACUACAAGUACAACAGAGACACUUAUAACCACAGUUGUGUACACAACAGAAACAACAGCACCAUAUAUAGAAACUGGGACCUCGUCCACCCACUCUAGUCCAGAUUUUCAAGUGUCAACCUUCACAAGUACUACAUCAGGAACCACCACUACAAAAACAACUGAGGAACCUACAACUACAACCCCACUUGCAACAAUUACAACAGAGACACCACUGACCACCAAAACAUCAAGCCAAGAAAUCUCAACUGAUGAACCUGAAACUACAACUCCACUAACUACAACUACAAUGCCACUAACUACAAGUACAACAGAGACACCCAUAACUACAGUUGUGUAUACAACAGAAACAACAGCACCAAACAUAGAAACUGGGACCACGUCCACUCACUCCAGUCCAGAUUUUCAAGUCUCAACCUUCACAAGUACUACAUCAGGAACCACCACUACAAAAACAACUGAGGAACCUACAACUACAACUCCACUUACAACAAUUACAACAGAGACACCACUGACCACCAAAACAUCAAGCCCAGAAAUCUCAACUGAUGAACCUGAAACUACAACUCCACUAACUACAACUACAAUGCCACUAACUACAAGUACAACAGAGACACCCAUAACCACAGUUGUGUACACAACAGAAACAACAGCACCAAACAUAGAAACUGGGACCACGUCCACUCACUCCAGUCCAGAUUUUCAAGUGUCAACCUUCACAAGUACUACAACAGAAACCACCACUACAAAAACAACUGAGGAACCUACAACUACAACCCCACUUACAACAAUUACAACAGAGACACCACUGACCACCAAAACAUCAAGCCCAGAAAUCUCAACUGAUGAACCUGAAACUACAACUCCACUAACUACAACUACAAUGCCACUAACUACAAGUACAAUAGAGACACCCAUAACCACAGUUGUGUACACAACAGAAACAACAGCACCAAAUAUAGAAACUGGGACCACGUCCACCCACUCUAGUCCAGAUUUUCAAGUAUCAACCUUCACAAGUACUACAUCAGGAACCACCACUACAAAAACAACUGAGGAACCUACAACUACAACCCCACUUACAACAAUUAUAACAGAGACACCACUGACCACAUCAACCCCAGAAAUCUCAACUGAAGAACCUAAAACUACAACUUCACUAACUACAACAGACAUACCUAUAAGUGUAUCAACACCAGAAAUCACAACUGUAUCUAAGCCUACAACUUCACUAACUACUACUACAACAGAAAUCACAACUGAAGAACCUACAUCAACUUCUACACAAGGAACCACCACUACAAAAACAACUGAAAAACCUACAACUACAACCCCACUAAUAACAACUCCAUUAACUAUAACAGAGACAACUGUAACCACAUCAAUACCAACAACCAUAACUGUACCUAAUACUGAUUGCAAGGAUCUGAUUAAAAACCACACUUGGCAAGAUGGUUAUCAAUGGACAGAGGACUGCUUCAAUAAAGCUUGCAUAAAUGGUGUUAUUGAGUUGAGACCUGUGAUAUGUCAAAUGCCAGAAAAACCUGUGUGCCCAAGAGGAAUGAUACAACUGGUAAAAGAUGAGCAGGGCUGUUGUGAAACCUGGCAGUGUGACUGUCAAUGUGAUAUCUUUGGAGACCCACACUACACUUCCUUUGCUGGACAAGACUUUGUGUUCCUGGAAAACUGUACAUAUAUUCUGGUGGAGGAAAGGACUCCACAUCACUAUCUCAGCAUCAGCAUUGAUAAUUACUACUGUGAGCCAUCUGCUUCCUGUGCCAAGGGCAUCAUUCUGAAGUACCAAAACAACACAGUCACAAUUCAAGUGCUUCAAGAUCCUAAUGAAAUGCCCAUGUUAGAAACUACUCUGAAUCAAGUAACAAUAACACCACCAUAUGAAGUAGAUGGACUCAGGUUUGAGAGCAGUGAUGCAAAAAUCUACAUUCACAUUGAAGAGAUCCGCUCAUACAUGUUUCUCAGUGUAUGGAACACACUGCAGAUCAAUCUGGCAAUGGAGCACUUCGUCAAUAACACACAGGGACAAUGUGGUGUUUGUGGAGGUGCCUCAUGUAUACGCAGAGAUGGUUCAGUUGAGCGUGACGACUGCUGUGAUAAGACUGCAUAUGAAUGGAUAGAGGAUGAUCCACUGAAAUCAUACUGUCAACAAGCCCCCCGGCAUGUCCCUUGUUUCCCUGACAACCCACCAACAGAUAUUUCUCCAACGACAGUACCACAGUGCACGGCUCCUCUCUGUGAAAUCCUUAGACAUGAAGUGUUCAGCGAAUGCAGUGGGGACAUUGAUGUGGAGAGACUGGUGAGUAACUGCAAGUUUGACUACUGUGUGGCCCACAACCGUGCCACUGUGUGCUCCCCACUAGAGUAUCUAGCUAACCACUGCAUGAAGAUGGGCUUCUGUGUGGCCUGGAGAAACCUCAUCAAUGGAACUUGUGACAUUACUUGUCCUGAAGGAAUGAUUUUUGAUGAGUGCCGGAGCACCCCAACUGAUUUCUGCCGUGGCGGUGAGCGUGUUUCGGGGACAGAGAGGUCUGGUUGCUUCUGCCCAGACAAUCAGCUAUUUGCUGAGACACACAAGAAGAUCUGUGUAUCUGAAUGCACCAACUGUAAAGGUCCACUGGGAGAACCCAUGCCGGUUGGGGCAGUAUGGGAGUCAAAUUGCCACAUAUGCACAUGCAAUAAUCAGACUCGGACAGAAGAAUGCACGCCAAAACCUUCUGCUCCAACUCCCAUAUGCGGUCCUGGUUCUGUUCUCAUCUCUGACUGCUGCAACAACCAGAUAUGCGUUGAGAAGACUUGCGAAUAUGGUGGAACAAUAUAUAAGGUGGCUGAAACAUGGAAGGACCCCCGGAGCCCUUGUGAAACAUUUCAUUGUACAACAGAAGGCACUGAAAUAGAGAAGACUGUGUGUCCACAGCAGACCUCUCCUGAGGAACAUUGGGAUGAACAUCAUUGCUGCUAUUCAUGUAACACAACGUGUGGAGUCAGACUAUCCAAAAUGACUGUUGAGAACUGCACUGAGGUGAUGCUGCCCACCUGUGAAGGCAACUGUGCUUCAGGCUCCCUCUGGGUGAUUUCUGGAGAAGAUCUGCAGUUAGAGCAUAAUCGGUUCAGCUGCCGCGAGAGUAACUAUGAGAUGAGACAGAUCUCUCUGGACUGCAGUGGAGCUACAGUUGCACAAUACACCUACAAACACAUCACCAGCUGUGAGUGCCAGCGUGAAGUCUGAAGGUUUUUGCAAUGUCACUGUAAUGCUCAGAGAAUUGAGGCUGAGGUUUUACAUCUACAAUCCAUACAUAUAUCUUGAUUUGCACGAUUUGUUGUCUUUAUACAUGAUCAGUGAUUGAGCUGGGAGUUUUAAUUAAAUUAUCUGUCUUUUUUUGUGCAUGUAAUAUCUGGUGUUUUCUGCUUUCAGUGCCAAAAUCCAAUAUGAAUUCUCUGUCAGACAUUUGUUUUCUUUAAAUUUUAAUCAUGUGAUUAAAAUAAAAAAUCUAACAAUCUCAGGUUUAAAAGUUAAUCUAAUAUAGCUAAAGUUGAGAUUGCUGCUUUAAUUCUUUUAUGCUAUAUCAUAUCAUAUCAAUGCUAUAUCAUGUUCUUGAAUAUUUCCUUUUUGUUUUUAAAGCACUUUAUAAUAAUGGUUGUAAAUGAUUGUAUAAUGCCUCUCAAUGAUGGAUUCAUAUGUAAUCAAUAAAUAAAGAUAUGCAAAGUAGUGUUUAACAUG